UUUUAGCCACACAUUACCGAGGGCGUUAAUGUACGUGUUGUAAUGUUGAGACACAUGGACAUUUUCAUCAAUAUUAUAAAAUGAAAAAUAUUAAAAAUAAGAAGCCUGCGAAAGAGGGAGACGAUAAAAAGGAAAAAGUUGAGAAGAAAUUUGACAAAAAGAAAUACAGACUCCAAAAAUAUAGCAAUAAGUAUAAAAUUGAUCAGUGGGAAGAAAAGAGAAAGAAAGCCGUGUUGCGUGGAUUUUACAAGGAACUUGCAAAGGAUCAGCAGAAUUCACAAUCGUCAUCUUUAAAUAAACCCAAGAAUACAAAUGAGAUAAGCAACUCAAAAAGUAAAAGCUAUGCCUUUUACAAGGCCAAACAAGAGUACAAACGCAAGCAAGAAGAUAAGAAGAGAAGGAUAGAAGAUGCCAUUCGUGUAAAAGCAGAGCGAGAAGAAGCCUUGAGAAAAUAUAAGGAAAAGAAAUUGCAAAAUUUUAGGGUGUUAUCGAGGAAAACGAGGAAAGGACAACCUGUUAUGAAAGGCAGAAUAGAGAUGUUGCUUGAAAAGAUACAGCAAAGUGUAAAGUAACUUAUAAUUUCCUCUUAGGAGAAAGUAUAAUUUAUUCCUUGCAUUGUUACUUAGCUACAUUGAUUUCAUUCAUAGCGAAUAGCAUAAAAGUGCAUUGUACAUUGUAAUACAUAUAAUCAUAAUAUAUCAUCUAGAAAAGCA
Messenger RNA from Nylanderia fulva, 713 nucleotides. RefSeq lists its product as uncharacterized. Gene Ontology annotation, cellular component: nucleus. The record is from RefSeq and is a predicted model, not a curated record. NCBI's taxonomy places the organism in Eukaryota, Metazoa, Arthropoda, Insecta, Hymenoptera, Formicidae.